This is a messenger RNA of Amyelois transitella, 11219 nucleotides long. RefSeq names its product lysine-specific demethylase 5 (gene Kdm5). Gene Ontology annotation, biological process: chromatin remodeling. The coding region runs from base 208 to 5049 and encodes 1613 amino acids. NCBI's taxonomy places the organism in Eukaryota, Metazoa, Arthropoda, Insecta, Lepidoptera, Pyralidae. The transcript is spliced from 33 exons. Gene Ontology annotation, molecular function: DNA binding; histone demethylase activity. The record is from RefSeq and is a predicted model, not a curated record. Gene Ontology annotation, cellular component: nucleus.
UCAAUUUCGCAUGGCGGACGUGCAAGUGGUUUCUGUUAUUUGUUGGUGAUAAAUUCAAUAAAUUCACUCAUUGUGGUUCCUUAUGGAAAGACUACUCCUGAUGCUGUUAUUUCUUUGUGGACGUGCAUUAUUUAUUCCAUAACGUUAGAUGAUGUUCAUGUGUUGUUUAUAGUUGCAUUUAUAAGAACUGCAUAGUUAUCGUCAAAAAUGGGAAAAUGUGAUGAAGCUAGUGUCGAAGUUAGCAUGGGGGACUCGGCGUCCCCCAUGAAACCUGAUAAUUUUACAUUUACUGUGCCCCCGGAGGCUCCUGUGUUUGAGCCAACACCAGAAGAGUUCCUGGAUCCUUUGGCGUACAUCAGCAAAAUAAGACCUAUCGCCGAGAAAUCUGGUAUCUGCAAGAUAAGACCACCAGCGCAUUGGCAACCACCAUUCGCCGUGGACGUGGAUCGUCUCCGCUUUAUUCCUAGGAUACAAAGAUUAAAUGAGUUGGAGGCUAUCACCCGAGUGAAACUCAACUUCCUGGACCAGAUAAUCAAGUUCUGGGAGCUGCAGGGUUCUGUGCUGAAGAUACCAACGGUGGAACGGAAGCCCCUGGACUUGUAUGCCCUGCAUAAGAUCGUUCGUGAAGCAGGUGGAUUCGAAGUAUGUUCAGCGGAGCGCAAGUGGUCGAAGAUCGCCCGCCGUAUGGGCCACCCGCACGGCAAGGGCAUAGGUUCGAUUCUCAAGAACCAUUAUGAGAGGAUUUUGUACCCCUACGACGUUUUCAAGAACAACGGCGCCAUUGGAGACAACAAGGAGACGAAAAUAGAAGUGAAAGGAGAACAAACGCCAGAAAAGAAUAAUGCUGGAACGCGCAGCCGUACUUCCUCCAAAUGUUCCACAGCGGCCACUCCGUCUCCGGCCAGGAGGUACAAGACUUCAGAUCCUGAACCAGCCGCUGAGGGUAGCCAUACUGAGGGCGCUCUGAUAGGCGCUGAAGAUGACAAGAAGGUGAAGAGCCCUGUUAAAGAAGAAGGGAAGAAGUCGCCGGUUAAAGAAGAGAAUUUGGAGACUAGGAGAAGUCCCCGCGAGAACAAGUGGAUGUCGGCCGGCGGCAGCUGCAGCGCCGGCGUCCGCGUGAGGGUGCCGCGCUCCACGCGGCUGCGGGAGCACCGCAUGUCCAACAUGACAGUCUCUGUCACCCCCGCACCGCCCACGGAGCACACGCCGCACAAUGCUGAUGAUCCGCUGGCUAAAUACAUGUGUCACGUUUGCGGGCGCGGCGACAUUGAGGAGCAGAUGCUGCUCUGCGACGGCUGCGACGACUCCUACCACACUUUCUGCCUGGUGCCGCCGCUGGCUGAUGUCCCCAAGGGAGACUGGAGGUGUCCCGUGUGCCUGGCUGAGGAGGUGUCGAAACCGGCGGAAGCGUUCGGCUUCGAGCAAGGCACUCGGGAGUACACGCUGCAACAGUUCGGGGAGAUGGCCGACCAGUUCAAGUCCGACUAUUUCAACAUGCCCGUACAUAUGGUGCCGACGUCGACGGUGGAGAAGGAGUUCUGGCGCGUCGUGUCAUCCAUUGACGAGGAUGUGACCGUGGAAUACGGGGCUGAUCUCCACUCCAUGGACCAUGGAUCUGGUUUCCCAACGAAAUCCAGCGCUCACCUGUACCCCGGUGAGCAGCAAUACGCAGAGUCCAGCUGGAACCUGAACAACCUGCCCGUGCUGCAGGGCUCUGUGCUGGGGCACAUCAACGCUGAUAUAUCCGGCAUGAAGAUACCUUGGCUGUACGUGGGAAUGUGCUUCGCGACCUUCUGCUGGCAUAAUGAAGACCAUUGGAGUUAUUCCAUCAAUUACUUGCAUUGGGGCGAGCCUAAGACUUGGUACGGCGUGCCAAGCUCGAAAGCGGAGCAAUUCGAGGCGGCGAUGAAGGCCGAAGCCCCCGAGCUGUUCCAGCUGCAGCCCGACCUUCUCCACCAGCUGGUCACCAUCAUGAACCCCAACAUACUCAUGAAGGCCGGAGUGCCUGUGUUCAGGACUGACCAGCACGCUGGAGAGUUCGUGAUAACGUUCCCGCGCGCCUACCACGCCGGCUUCAACCAGGGGUACAACUUCGCCGAGGCGGUCAACUUCACGCCCGCCGAUUGGUUGAAAAUGGGCCGCGAAUGCAUCGCUCACUACUCAACGCUGCGUCGUUACUGCGUGUUCUCUCACGACGAGCUCGUCUGCAAGAUGGCGUUGGAAGCUGAUAAUCUGAGCGUGUGUGUAGCUCUAGCAGCUUAUAGAGACAUGAGGACCAUGUUGCAUGAUGAGAGGAAGCUCAGGAAAGCUCUGCUGGACUGGGGCGUGACAGAAGCCGAGCGCGAGGCGUUCGAGCUGCUGCCGGACGACGCGCGCCAGUGCCACCUGUGCAAGACCACGUGCUUCCUGUCGUGCGUGUCGUGCGCCUGCUCCGGCCGCCAGGCCUGCCUGCGCCACUUCCGGCAGCUGUGCGCCUGCGCGCCGCGCCGCCACACGCUCAGAUACCGCUACACGCUGGACGAGCUGCCGAGCAUGCUGGACAAGCUGAAGGCCAAGUCGGAGCAGUUCCGCGAGUGGGCGGAGGCCGUGCAGAACGCGCUGGACCCCGACACGCCCAAGACCUGCGACCUGGACGGGCUGCGCGGCUUCCUGCGCCGCGCCGCCGACCUCAAGAUGCCAAAAACGGAGCUGGUCCGCGCCCUGGAAACGGCAAUAGAGGACGCCGAGAAGUGCGCCUCGGUGAUAGCCCAGCUGGACCUGAACAAGAUGCGCACGCGCACCCGCCACCACGACCCCAAGUACAGGCUGACGCUGCACGAGCUCACGCUGUUCGCGGCCGAGAUCGACGGGCUGGCCUGCGUGCUGCCCGAAGGCUCAGCAGUGAAGGAGGUCCUUCGUCAAACGUCGGAAUUCGAAUCCCGGGCUACGGAGUUACUCAAUCAAGAUUUGGACCAGUUCGAGACGUCAUACAUGAGGGAACUGGAAGAGGUGGUAGAACUAGGCUCCCAACUGUGCAUCGUCCUCCCCCAGCUGCCGCCGUUACAAGCUCGGCUACAACAGGUCAAGUUCAUAGAGGAUGUGAGGACGUACAGAGCCGACUGCGCCACUUUGACGCCGGAGGUCAUCGACAGGCUCUUACAGGAUGCUGCUAACGUAGUGCCUGAUCAUAGGAUAGAAAUGGAAAGGGCCUUACUGUACAAAUUGAAGGCCCAAGUUGAAGACUGGGAAUCCCGCGCCAAGGAGGUCCUCAUCGAUACAACUAAACCCAGGGACCCCAGGGACCGACCGGAGCCCCAGUACACCACUCUGGCAGAACUCGACGCCUUGUUGGCGGAAGCUGAUGAUAUAGAAGCGGCAUUACCUUCGCAUCAUGCCCUGCAGACGGCCAGUGUACACGCCAAGGAUUGGUUGGUCAAGGUGGAAGAGAUGCAAUCAAAAGACUUGUACCCGUACAUGAAGAGCGUGGAGAUUCUGGUGCGGCGCGCCCAGCUGAUACCCGUGCUGCUGUACGAGAAGGACCAGCUCGCCGCCGCGCUGCUGUCCGCCCAGGACUGGAAGCGGGGCGCCGCCGACAUGUUCCUCAAGAAGAACUGGGGGCACUCCCUGCUGGAGGCGCUGUCGCCGCGCACGGAGCCCGGGGCUCCGCCGCGGCGCCGGGCGCGCGCCCCGGGCGCGGGCUCGCCGCCGCCGUCCAGCGCGGAGGCCGAGCAGUUCCUCCGGAACUUCAGCGAGGACUCCACGCCCACCGAGAUCGUGGCCGCCUUCAAGCAGGCCGAGCAUCGGGAGCUGGCCGCUAUCAAGGAGUUGAGAGCUAAGAACAUGCGGAAGGAGGUGCGCGCGCCGGCCGCGCCGGGCGUGUCGUUCUGCGUGUGCCAGAAGCGGCAGUACGGCGUCAUGACGCAGUGCGAGCUGUGCAAGGACUGGUUCCACGCGAAUUGCGUGAGCGCCGCCAACGCGGAGGAGGAACGUGACUCUUCCCCGGAGAGAACUGAUCUUCCCUUCUCCGCGGAGCCCAAGUUCCUGUGUCCUGACUGCGUGAGGACCAAACGGCCAAGACUGGACAGGAUUCUAGCUUUAUUGGUGUGGCUGCAGAAGCUGCCAGUGCGCAUGCCCGAGGGCGAGGCGUUACAGUGUGUGACGGAGCGCGCGAUGGCGUGGCAGGACGCCGCCAGGAACCAGCUGGCUCACCAACAGAUUUAUUUACAGGGGAACCGCGAGAAAUCGGACAAGCUGAACGCGGAACUGAAGAAGGCGACCGGGCGGGCGCACGAGGCGCACAACAUGUCACAAAAUUCUAGGUCAUCGGCAAGCGUAGAGCACGCUUACAGCGCCACACCUCGUUCUCCGAAUGCUAAAAUCCCAGCUAGUAUGCUGCAGAAGCUGGAGGAGCUGAUGCUGGAGGGAGACCUCCUGGAGGUGCGGCUGGAGGAGCAGCAGUCGCUGUGGAGCUGCGUGUGCGCGGCGCGCGCGGCGGCGGGCCGGCGCGGCGCGCGCGUGCUGGACGCCGGCCGCCGCAAGCGCAAGCCGCUCGCCGCGCCCCCCGCCGCCGCCGUCACAGUGCAGCACAAGCGGCAUCGCCACCACGCUUCAACGGUGCCCAAGACGACAUUAAAACGAGGGUCGGCGACCACCACGAAUUAUCUCAACAGGAAACAGGGUGCAUCAUCAACAUCCGGGCUGAUGAUGCGCAAACACUACAUGGCAAGACAGGAGCGACGCAAACGGGGCCUCGCCACCACCCGGGGGCAGAGGCAGGCCAGGAGAGGUCAAAGGUCAGCCGGCGCUCCAGCAACGUCAGCGUCAACGAGCAGGCGGAAUGCCAGCAACAGGAGGAGCAGCUCGUCAUCGCAGUCAUCGGACGACGAUGAGGACUGCGCCGCCGCCGACUGCUUGAGACCCACAGGCAAAGAAGUAGACUGGGUGCAAUGCGACGGCGGCUGCGACCAGUGGUUCCACAUGCACUGCGUGGGGCUGGCGCGCGGCGCGCUCGGCGACGACGACGAGUACGUCUGCGGCGCCUGCGCACACAGGAAGAACACCUCGCAGUAACGUUACAAUGGACUGUGUAACUUUCUCACUUCUUCAUAGGUGAACAUGAAAAUCCGUUUAAAUCGUUUGGAAACAUCAUCAAUGUUCGUAUGUAUGGUUUGCUAGUAAUUUACUGAAAACUUUUGAAAUAAUGACAUGAAAUUGUUAAGGUAUCGUGAUUAACUCUCAGUAAAAUAGUAACAGACUGUGUAACUUUAAAACGUUUCACGUUUCGAAUCAUGUUACUAUGAUUCGUGGAAACCGAGCGAUACAAGUAUUUCUUAUAAAUAAUAAAUGACUUUAUCAAUAAGGUGCAAGGCUUCAAGAUACCUCUCAAUUUCAAUGGACUGAACUACUUUGUUUCAACGUAUUUCUGAUCUGUGAAAUGUUUGAAACGCCGCAAGAUAACUUCGCAGUAAAUAAGGGCUAUAAAGCUGUUACAAUGAAUUUUCCCUUCAAAAUGCAUGUCUUUUAACAGUCAAGAUUACCAGUCAGUAAGGUGCCAGUUAACAGUACUGUUAAAAUGUAAUUCUGAUCUGUAAAUUAAUUGCGCACCAAGAAAAUCUCUCACCGAGCCAACAAUGGGCUGAAAGUUUAUUUAAAUGAAUUUCUACAUCAUCGAAAAAUGUGAAACGCCGCAAGAGUAAGGUAGCGAAAUUUUAAAAUAUAGAACAGACUAAAAAGCUGCUAAAAUAACUCCACAAUAUUCAAGACCUUUCAAUAAGGUAGCAUAGAACUGGAAACUAUAAAAAUGUAUUUUUCCACUGUAUUUGAAUACCAAAUGAUUAUUUCUUAAUAACUUCACAGAGAUUGCUACUUUCUGCUACAUUAACACACAUGUGAAAUGAAUAUAUUGUUUGUAUUUUUUUAAAAUAAAAUUUUAUGUAAGAAACAAAAAACUUCAUUUGAGAUUGUUCUAGAAUGUAUGUUCCAAUAAUGACUAUGUCGUCUAGAUAAAUUUGGAAAAUUUUAAAAAAAGGACUGAUCUUACCGGCUCAAAGUAACAUUCAAGUUAGCUUCUUUGUUUUAAUGGACUGAAACAAAUAUUGACGAGCACAAAACAUCGAAAAUUCGCAGAAAAUCGCUAUUAUCAUCAUUAGAUUUUUCUCACGCGUAUUAAGUCAUAAUCCUAUUUAUGCGCGAUCUUUGAAAAUUUUAAGAGAAUCGAAUAAAUAUGUCGAAUUUACUAAUAUCAAUUAUAUUUCUAUAGUGCCGCUUUAUUGAAAUGGCGGAUGUGUUAUCUUUUGAGAAGUAUCCUGAGUAGUUAUUUCACAAAGAUUAAGGUAUUCUAAAGUAUCGUAGCGAAAUUGAAACAUCCCGAACUAUCCAAGAUAAGCUAUAAGUCAUUGAUGCCUUGUUGUUAAUUAAACGUUGUAACCACAAUUAAGCACCAUUUGUUCACUCGAAAAUGUCUUAAUAUGAAUAUUUAAAAUUAAACCAUUCUCUGGAUUUUCUUGAUUUUCUAGUAUCAUUUAAGAUCAAUUUGUGUACGAAAUGAACUAAUAUAAAAUUUAAAUUUUUGUGUAAUUUAGCGCACAAGUAUCACCAAUUCAAGCAAAUUACACAUAAAUAUUGAAAAAAUGACAAGAGUUUAUAUUUUGGUAUUAUAUAAACUUAAAUGACUAACGUAUCAAAAUUUAUAAAAUCAAAGAUGUAAAUAGUAAUUUGAGAAAAGUUUUAGCAAAAUAGAAACAUCUGUUCUUUGACCAUGAAAUGGAACAGCAUUUGCUUUUUAUCUAGGCUAAACUUAAAACCUGAAAUGAAUGAAAUAAAACUAGCUAUUGAAAUUAAAACAUUCGGUAUAACGUUAUGAUACAUUGAUAGAUAUUUCACGAAAUACUGUUAGGAUUGAAAUGAUAAUUUUAAUCAAUUUAAAAGAUUCGAUGGCAUGGAAAAAUAGUUUCCUUAAAAAUCCGAAUUUUUAUAUAAAUUAAAAGAAUUUGUAAAGUGAAACGUGUUGUAUUUCGUGAAAUAUUAGAAGCACUCAAUCAACUUAAUUUUGAUCUAGUAAAAUUUAUUACGAUUUACAUCUUAGCCACUGAAGAAAAUAGAGAAAAAGAAAAAGUACAAUAACGCCAACUUAAGACCACAUGCAAUCAGAAUUUCAAUAUUCUAAUAUAAAUUCAAUAAUCAUUGACACCGCUAAUGUUAUAUCUAGAUGUAAUUCCAAUAAACAUUGUUAUACUUAAGUCAAUAAUAAAACAGUAGUCAGAGAUAUAUUUGAUGUUUUAGAUAAACCCAAAUGUCAUCCCCCAAAAGUGCGUGUCAAGAAAUAUAUUGCCUAUGACUUUAAUAUGUAUUCAAUUAAAAUGUCUUAACAAAUGAUGAACACACGCUGUGAAAUGAAAUAAAAAUUGUUUAUUCAUCAUUGGGGACAUUUCAAAUAUGGCACGCACAAUCUCAAUCCAAAAUAGUAGUUACUCGUUGUUGAAAUUUAUAAAUGUGCAAAAAGUAAUUUGGCUCGAUUACAGAUCUAAUUUAGGAUGUUUAAGGACCGAUUUUUAUAAAUGUAUCACCGUUUGCGGCUAUAGUAAAUGCCUCGUCAUGUUGACCUUUAUUUGUGGCCCUAUGUACAAACAUACAUAAAUAUAAUCACGCCGUUUUCCCGAAGGAGUAGACAGAGCUAUGAGUCCACUUGCCACAAUACCUGCACACUCAUCGUUUUAUACCGAGGUUAAUAUGUUAAUUUUAAUUGCACCAUCUUUUAAUUUAUUUACUAUUUUAUGUAUGUAAAAGUUAAAAUUAUUUCAAUUGUAAAUGUUACAGCGACUGACCGAACACAGAUAAACCCUGCGAGGUUUCCACGGUUCAGUAGCUAUAUUUUGUAUAUCGAUUAAUUGGAAAUAACUUUUUUUAAAGUAAAUUAAUUUUCGGCUCUAGUUUACUUCUGUGUUUACGUUGAAAGAUGUGUCAGUUUCACUUAAGUAUUACUUAAUUUAGUGCAACUUUUUGCCAGAGCCAAAGCCUCUUAAAGGCUAUAUUCUAGCAACUCGUCACUAUCUGAAUCAGCUAAAUGGGACUUUGGAGUCUUCAUAUUUAUCGGAUUUACAAUGAUAGUUAUGUGGUAUAUGAUACAAUGCACCACCAAAAGUUACAGCAAAUAUACAAUCACGUAUUAAAAACAGCAUGAUCAGAAGAUUAGCUGAAGGAUAAUCUGGAGAGAUAAACCACAUAACAUACCAUAAACUUUUAUCAAACUGUCAGAGGUCAAUCUUCACAAAUAACUUGACAUUUACUAUAGCAGUGAAGUUGUAACGUAGGAGAAUAGUAUUUGUACGGAAGGGAAUGCGGCGGUUGAUAUCAGAAGAUUUUGUAAAUAUUUUUUUAAAACGAUCGUAUAUUGAUAGAGUAAGUUUUUGCAGCUUCCUCGUGUCUUGCUGUCUUAUCUGUUAUAAGAAAUUUGUCUUAUUCAAUUUCCCAGUUUAUGAUUUAUAUAAUUAUUUAAUUUAAUGAAAAAUACUUAUGAAAUCACAAGAAAUUUAAAAUCAGCCUUUUGAAUUCUCAUGUUUUCAUGUUUGUUCAUUUUGCUCGUUAUAAAUACCUACGUGUUGUGUAAGUUAAAAUGAACAUAUUUAAUGUCUGCAUUGUUUUGCAGCUCCAUAGUUCUUUUAUGCCACUUGGACCUUCUAAAUACUGAAGUCUGAUCAAAAAGAAUUAGAUUUUUUUUAUUCUUGUAAAAAUAUUUGUAAGGAUAAUUUAGUAGCCGAGUAACAUCAAAAAUAAAUAUUGAUUUUAAAUACUUAGAUUAGAUACCAGUGGUAGUAAUUUUAUUUGGGAUUUGCAUAGUUGGUCAUCAGAGUAAAUUCAAAAUAGAACUCCUUUAACAUACUAAACUGUCGCCCUGAUUUUGCCUGGAUUUCCACCCUGUCUGGAAUAUAUUCUUUUGGCGAUAGUCCGCUUUUGUACGUUUUUUUUUAUUUUCGCUGUAUUUAUUGUAUUUUCUUGUGCAAUAACAAUUGUCUGUCUACCGAAGAUUAUCGAGUUCAUCACAGAUUCAAUUUAGCAAUGUAAAUAAAGUUAUUGGUGUAAAUCUAGGCGUUUUAUUGUCAAAAGUCUGUUGUACACAUAGUAUGAGCCAUGUGAUUUAAUUAAAUUCCAUUACAUAAAAUGAAAAACCAUCAAGAUUGACAUAUAAUAGGGGAUCCAUCUUUAUUUGACAAUUUCAAAAGAAUGAAAUGCUAUGACAACCACAUAAUCGCUGUACAUCUCAAUUUCACUUGUUUUUGUCUAAAAAUGGGCGUGACAUAAGUUUACUAAAUAUGAUCUUGAAAACACCGAUCAAGUGAAUUGACACUUGAUCUGUUAAAAAAAAAAUUUACUUUUAUCAAAACUGUCUUCGCAUUCGUUGAAUAACGUAUCCUCUUAGUUGUAAAAUUCGCCUAUCGAUUAAAUUCGUUUCUUGGUGCCUCUAAUUACCUAAAACUAUAAUAUUUUAUGACAUUCUAAUCCUGGCCAGGGCAUGAUGAGAGAAGAACUUUCUGAUUGGGCUGUGUCUUGGAUGUUUAUCUAUAAAAGUAUUUAUUAUAAAAUAUAAUAUCGUCGAGUUAGUAUCUCGUAACACAGGUCUCGAACUUACUUCGAGGCUAACUCAAUCUGUGUAAUUUGUCCCGUAUAUACUAUAUUAUUAUUAUUUUAUAUAUUGGUAAAUCUUAACCCUUUUGGAACUACUUAUAAAAAAGAAUGUAGGUGACCACCGCUCUGCCGCAAAUUCUUUGAUCGACUUUACAACAAUCUUCUAUCAGUCUUGUAAUUAUGACAUUGAUAAGAUAACUUAUAGACAUGAAGAAUCAAAUCUAUGAAAAAAUUUACGCUAAUCAAAAGCGUUAGAUUUUUAAAGUGUCUAAAACUUGUGCUAUCUAUGCCGCAAAAAUUUUUUACUUGAUAAAAAUAAAUUAUACUUUUAUUAGUGAACAUUUGAGAGAGUGAAACAAAAAAGACACGAUAUCAAAAUGUCGGGUUAGAGUGUAUGUGAUCACGGUUUUGUAUGUUUAAUAUUAAGCGUUUUAAAUUAUACAAAUUUGGAUAACGUGGGCCUUAUGGAGAUUAAAGUAGGGAUAUUCGCUUUGAUAUUGUUUUUUUUAAUUUUCGCAACGUAAUGACACGAGUAUAUAAAAUCAAUUUUUUUUAAAUGUAAAACCUGUUUCGUCAUAUUCUGAUAAAUGUAAUGUUUUAGAUGAAUUAGAACAACGUUAUUGUCUAAUAAAAAAUUUAUAUGAAUAUUAUAUCUAAUGUAAAAAGCAGAAAAUGACCGAACGGGUCCAUAGCAACUUAGCUUAAGCCAUUCGCAAUUUAGUCCAAUUAUAUUUUUAUUAAAUUCUUUUUUAGGUUAAGACGUUUUUAGGGGACGUUUGAUUGCGUUCGUGUACCUUAUAAUUUAGAUUUUUUACGUGAUGUGUUGCAUAAAUGAUAGAUUUUUUUUAUUCUUUUUAAUUAUUUUUCUUCAAUUAAAUAUGUUGGCUUUGCACAAGACCAUUGGCGACAAAUAUGUCCAUAAUAAAACUUUUCGAAUAAAUUUCGCAUCAAUGUGAAUUUCACUAUUUUACGAUAUCAACUAUUUGUAUAAGGUACACAAUGCAUCCGAGGUUUUACAAAAAUGGCUGUAUAAAAUUGUUACACCCGGCUUUUGUUGCAAAUGAAAUGUAUUGAUCUCCCUUCGAGACUAGCAUCACACGCCUGGUUGCGCUCCCGUCACGCUGAUAUUUUUUUGUAAUGAUGAUGAUGAUGUGUUAUUUUAUAACCAGGGCUUGCAAGAUCCGUUGACUUGUACUCGAUAUAUAAAUUUCGAAAAUUAAUGUUAAACUAUUGGUCUUGCACCUUUAUGAUUAUAAGCAUGACUAGCUCUUAUAAGUAUUGUUUUGUCUCAAAUUUAAAGCAAUUAUUGUUCAAUAAUAAAGAAAAAAAUUAAUGUGGCAUUUAUUUGUAACAAAUUUUUGACUUUUUUAACGGCUAAAAGUGUUGCUACUUAUUAAUAAUAAUUGUUUUUAACCUAUUUUUUAUUGGCGAAUAUUCACGUGCGGGCGUUUUCAGGCUGAUCUGUAAUCCGAUCGAAGUGUGGAUGAACAUGUUGUAAAUAUGUUAGGCUAAGUGUGUCCCCGGACGCGCGACCACGCGUACGGCCCGCUUGCCCCGGCGUGGUUACGCGGCCGGCAUAUACCGUGUACCAAAUAAUAUAGAACAUUAUAGAAAAAUAA